GCCGUCUAUUAAUAAUAACAGAGUCGAAACAGCCACAGCGAGGAGGAGAAGAAGAAGGGGAAAAGCCACAUCACCAUUUCUCCUUUUUUCACUCAGCAGGGAUGAACCGAAUAAUGUGACUUAACGCCGCUUCAACUUUCGACAAAAACGCUUUUUAUCCUCCUUUUUAUUCGUCUUUUUUACAGGUGCCAUUGUCUCGUUCACCUUUCACACUGCUGGCACACAGUCACUGGCUCUGCCCGGGGCACUUUAUUGCGGUCAUCUAUCUGCACGGGCGGCUGCAGCUUGUUGGUAAACACGAAUCGGAUCCCGCCGGCAAGGACUCCCUCUGGUGCAUUGAUGCACCCGUUUCAGUGGUGUAACGGGUGCUUCUGUGGUCUGGGACUGGUUUACUCAAACAAGUCGUGCACCAUGCCGCCCAUCACCUUCCACGACCUGCCUCUCAACAUUUACAUGGUCAUCUUUGGGACAGGCAUCUUUGUCUUCAUCCUGAGCCUCAUCUUCUGCUGUUACUUCAUUAGCAAACUACGACACCAAGCCCAGAGUGAGCGGUUUGGAUACAGAGAGGUGGUUUUAAAAGGAGAUCCCAAGAAGUUAAGUCUUCAUGGGCAGACGUGUGCCGUGUGUCUGGAGGACUUCAAAGUGAAAGACGAGCUGGGAGUGUUGCCAUGCCAACAUGCUUUCCACAGGAAGUGUCUGGUAAAGUGGCUGGAGGUGCGCUGCGUCUGUCCCAUGUGCAACAAACCCAUUGCUGGCCCCCCUGAGCAGCACCACAGCAUAGGGACUCUACUGGAUGAACUGGUGUAACCUCUCGACCCCCCACCAGCCUGGGUGGGACGCCGGCACCCGGGCCAGAUAUAAGUUAGCGACCAACAGGAGGGGGACACAGUUUUUUGCUGUUUAAAAACAUAGCAGAAACACCAACAUGAUGAUAGAAAGUUGGGGUAACCUAGUUACCACCCGGAGAAAGACUCUGAAGGAUGCUGUUGCCUAGCAACCUUCUCCAAGAUGGCAACACGACACCUUGUGGUGUCUGAGAGAUUAUCUCCAGCCGCCCACACAUCACUCCACCACUCUUCUUUCAACAUCCCCCUCUCCACCCGCUCUGACACAUCUUCUCUUGUUGCCUCGUGUCAGGUUAAUGGCACCACUGAAGAAGAGUUUCAUUUUUCACAGUGAUGUGGACAAGUGUGCGUUGAAGGGAUGACAGCUCUGGGUAGGAGGCACUGAUCCCCUCUGAGCAUGUGUGAGUGUUGUAUGUCACGGUGGUCACAGAUAUGAAAUAAUAUCAAUAUGGGCUGAGGUUAUUAAAGCUGUUGCUAAAUUCUUUCAGAAGAGACUCGAAACGACAAAGGAAAUUAUGUUUCAACAUUCCUUAGCAUAAGAACAUGUUCAUAGAAGUUACACUGCUAGAGUUUAUAAAAAACGGACAGGACAAGGGUUUAACAAGAAUAUCUGGAACCGUCGAGAAGUCCAGAAAAGAAAAAAUAAUACUGACGUUAAGACGUAGACAGGGCUGAUUAAAACUUCUUUCAAGGAAAUGAAAACUUUUAAAAAAAGAAUUGUGCCUAAGAUUAUAAAUUAAAGCUAAAAAAAUGAUAGAAAAUGCGGAUCCGGACGUCAUCAGUAGGACUUAAAUUAUUCAUAUUAUUUAGAAGAAGCAACUCAAGCUGAAGUCCACAUGUAGCAAAUUAAUCAGUAUUUCCAUCAAGUCAAACCACUUGAUUUUUUGCAGAUAUGUGACACCGAUACUGAUGUGUAAAAUCCAUAAAGGUGCCCACUUCUACAGUGAUAUCAUGUAUGUUCUACGUGUUGUUUUUUAAUAGUUGAGACAUGUUUUUGUUGUGUUAAUAUAGAUGGAAGGAACUGAGACUCCCUGCCUUUCACUGUAACAGUUUGGUUGAAAUAUGUUGAUUUUUUUUUCUUUUAGAUAUUGCACUUUAAAUUCACAAAAAAGAAACAGCCUUUGUUCUUCUAAAAUGUUUGGAUGCAUCACAGCGGGUCCCUUGUUUUCAGGUGUGGUGAAUCUUUUAUAAAAGUCUGUGAAAUGUCUAAAAACUGCUUCAUGUGAAGAGAAGGGAAGCAGCAGUGCAGAUUCUCGGUGUUGUUCUGUGAAUUCAUCUGGGAAGCAACUAAGUCUCACUUUGAUACAUUUUUCUGUGGCAUUAUUGCUGGUGAUUCUGUUUUUACAUUCCUCCGUCGUAGUUUUGUUUGUGAUUUACAGAUUCAGAAAGCGAAACACUGCCUAAAAUUGAGCACAAAACUCACAAAGCACAUUGUCCAGAUACAGAAGGCACCUACACUGUAAUUAAAAGCUAAACACACACACGUGAGGCUGUUCAAGUCACAUGAGUCCGUGUGCCAAGAAAUAAAGAAAAGAAAAUGUCUAAGAGAUUUGUUCACUCUAAUUCUGGCCACAUUCCACAUUUUGUAAUCCAAACAGAUGUAAAUAACUUGAACCAAUAAUAAAUACAGUUGUCUGUUUUGUUCA
Molecule: messenger RNA, 2491 nt
Organism: Centropristis striata (black sea bass)
Lineage: Eukaryota; Metazoa; Chordata; Actinopteri; Perciformes; Serranidae
Gene: rnf122
Product: ring finger protein 122
Exons: 6
Coding region: 340-807 (155 amino acids)
Source: RefSeq, a predicted model, not a curated record